Molecule: messenger RNA, 1194 nt
Organism: Ilex paraguariensis (yerba mate)
Lineage: Eukaryota; Viridiplantae; Streptophyta; Magnoliopsida; Aquifoliales; Aquifoliaceae
Source: the annotation of a GenBank genome assembly
AUGUUGAUCGAAAGAGACAAAAACUACAAGAGUUUAUUGUUCACGAAUAGGAUAGCUUCACUGAAAGUCUAUGAAACUGUUAUAUGGUAUCCGCAAACACCCGGCAUAUGGACAAAAGAACAAGUUGAAGCUUGGAAACCCAUUGUAGAUGCUGUUCAUGCCAAAGGUGGAAUCUUCUUUUGUCAGAUUUGGCAUGUAGGGAGAGUUUCUAAUCAAGGUUUUCAGCCAAAUGGACAGCCUCCUAUCUCUUGCACAGACAAGCCAUUAACUCCGCAAGUUCGAGCCAAUGGUGUUGAUGUUGCAGAAUUUUCACCUCCACGACGAUUAAGUACCCAAGAAAUUCCUGGAGUUGUCAAUGACUUUAGAAUUGCUGCGAGGAAUGCUAUGGAAGCUGUGUCUAUAAAGCCUAGGAAACUUCCUUCAAAAUCUCCCCAGGAAAAGGACAAAUAUGCUUGCCUGUUUGGAGAAGAUUAUAGUUCUUCAUCCACAAUCAUAUUUUACAUAUUUCAUGGUCUUGAUAUUCAUCAAAAUGUGACCUCGAUGCCUCUCUCACAAAGACCAGGCUUUGAUGGUGUUGAAAUCCACGGGGCUCAUGGUUACCUAAUAGACCAGUUUAUGAAAGAUCAAGUCAAUGACAGAACUGACAAGUAUGGAGGGUCUUUAGAGAACCGUUGUCGGUUUGCUCUAGAAAUUGUUGAAGCUAUCAGUAAUGAGAUAGGAGCAGAUAAAGUUGGCAUUAGGCUCUCUCCUUUUGCAAAUUACAUGCAAUCAGGAGAUUCAAAUCCUGAAGCCCUGGGUCUUUAUAUGGCUGAAUCAUUGAAUAAAUAUGGUAUUCUCUACUGCCACAUGGUUGAGCCAAGGAUGGUAACUGUUGGAGAAAAAAGCGACUGCCCCCACAGUCUUUUGCCCAUGAGAAAGGCAUUUAAUGGCACUUUUCUUGUCGCAGGGGGCUAUAAUAGGGAAGAUGGUAUCGAAGCUGUGGCUAAAAACCGUGCAGAUCUUGUUGUUUAUGGCCGUUUGUUCUUGGCCAACCCAGAUUUGCCAAAGAGAUUUGAGCNAAUGGCACUUUUCUUGUCGCAGGGGGCUAUAAUAGGGAAGAUGGUAUCGAAGCUGUGGCUAAAAACCGUGGAGAUCUUGUUGUUUAUGGUCGUUUGUUCUUGGCCAACCCAGAUUUGCCAAAGAGAUUCGAGUUAA